AUGCACUUACCUCAUACUUCAUGCAAUUUAUUGAUUCAACAAGACUCAACAAUUUAUAUAUAUGAUAAUGUAGUCGAUUAAAUGCCCAUUCCAUGUAUUUCUGUAUCUAAAAUGAACACAAAUUUUAAGGAAAUAUCCAGCAUAAAUAAGACUUUCGCUUAACUUUCCCAAAUUCUACACAAUAUAUCCAUAGAUUUUCUUAUACAUUGUAUAUGAAAAACCACAUUGCCCAAUGAAGCCCACUCAAAAUCAAGCAAAACUUUUUACACUGUGUUGUUAUUACUAAACCUGCAAUUACUAAUUCAUAAUGAAAUAAUUGUUAUUUUUUUGCAUGAUAUAUAUCAAAACGUUGUAAAUUUUAAGAAAAUAAUUUAAAUAAAGUGAAUAUUAUUAUAUUCCACUCAUUCAUUUUGCACAAAAACAGCAACAAGUUUUUAUAAAAUAAAAAGUGUAACCCAUUUUUAUAUUCUGGUGUAUUUUAUGUUUUUUGUUUACCUAGUCAUUUUUCACCAUAGACUAAGCAAAAAGAGAAUAGAUAUAAAUAAUAAACAUAUAAUUAGAAAUUUAUUUCCAUGUAUAUAUAUAUAAAUAUAUAAUAUGUCAUUGUAAUUUGUUUUGUAUAAUUUUGUUUUCCAUUUUUGUUUCUAACUUCUCUCACAAAAGCAAGUGUUUUAUUUCUUACUGCUUUUUCUCUAAACCUCCUGUCACAUUCUUAUGUAUGCUCGUUUUCUGUAUGAAGCAAUCACCAUUUUAUAUUUUGCGUUUGCACCAACAUUUAUAAAAUCUACAAUCACAACAGUUAUGGCUGACAACACUUUAAAAUAUUAUAAAGUUUUUAAGCGCAAGUUUUAUAGACAAAUGUUCUUGUUUGUAAUGCUUAUCACAAUCAACUUUUUAUUGGUACGAUAAAUCAAAAAUUAAAUCACUAAAAUUUUAUUGCAUCCUAUUUUGAUGUUUUGGAUGCAGUAUGUAAAUUGCACACAUAAUAUCAAGCCUUUGCCAAUCAUUUAUUAUGACAUGGGAUAGUAACACAAGUUAUAACCCAUUUAAUUGGUGUUUGUUUAAUCAUUGCCUUGCCACUGUAGUGAUAAAUGUAGAUUUAUUUCUGUUAGCUAACAACAUUCUCUCACUAGCAUUUGCUUUUUUCUAACUGUUUGUAGGAGUUUAGGUAACUGUGUAAAAUACUGCACCAUGAGAUUAGUAAUACUGGAUGAUUAUGACAAAGUAAGCUUGUGGGCUGCUAAGUACAUAAGGAACAGGAUAAAUGAAUUUAAUCCAGGACCGGAAAAAUUCUUUGUUCUUGGUCUCCCAACUGGUAGCACACCUCUGGGUACUUAUAAGAAGCUGAUAGAAUUCUACAAGUCCGGUGCUUUAUCUUUCAAGUAUGUGAAGACUUUUAACAUGGAUGAGUAUGUGAACCUACCAAGAGAUCACCCUGAAAGCUACCAUUCAUUCAUGUGGGAAAACCUGUUCAAACAUAUUGAUAUUGAUCCCAAAAAUGCUCAUAUCCUGGAUGGGAAUGCGGAGGAUGUAAUUAAGGAGUGUCAGAGCUUCGAAGAUAAGAUUAAAGAAGCAGGAGGCGUCAACCUCUUUGUAGGGGGGAUAGGACCUGAUGGUCAUAUUGCUUUUAACGAGCCAGGUUCAAGUCUCGUAUCGCGUACAAGGGUGAAGACAUUAGCUCAAGACACCAUCUUGGCAAACGCACGAUUUUUCGAUAAUGAUUUGUCCCAAGUUCCUCGUCAAGCGCUAACUGUGGGGGUGGGAACAGUAAUGGACGCUGAAGAGGUGAUGAUAUUAAUAACUGGUGCGCACAAGUCGUAUGCUCUUCAUAAAGCUAUAGAAGGUGGUGUAAGUCAUAUGUGGACUGUAUCUGCAUUCCAACAACAUCCAAGAACCAUCUUUAUUUGUGACGAGGACGCAACUCUUGAGCUCAAAGUGAAAACGGUCAAAUAUUUCAAAGGUUUGAUGGAAAUUCACAACAAACUGGUUGAAGAAAGAGUUCCCACUGCUCAAUUGACUGAAUCCUGAUUUAAACGACUUUAAUUUCUCCGCAGUUUUGUGCCAAUUACCUAAUAAAGUACAACACAACUUUUCAUUUAAUGAUUUCCAUUUGUGCAAUGCAUCAUCAUUGUUGAGUGUGUUUGACACUCAUAAGAAUAUUGUAGAAGUUCAUAUGGUAGCUGUACCUCAACUAUAAGUUCAUUUUCCAUGUAUUGAUCCGCUAUAUGUGUCUUGCUUUGUCAAUAUACUUAACCCCAUGCUUCCUAUAAUCCACCAUAGUUAUAUAAAUCUGGUCAAUUACACGCAUAUACUACGCUGUACCAGUUUAUUACUCUGUAUUCUGUAUAAGUAAAAAUAAACAAGCAUUUAAAG
Molecule: messenger RNA, 2373 nt
Organism: Ciona intestinalis (vase tunicate)
Lineage: Eukaryota; Metazoa; Chordata; Ascidiacea; Phlebobranchia; Cionidae
Product: glucosamine-6-phosphate deaminase 1
Biological process (GO): carbohydrate metabolic process; D-glucosamine catabolic process; N-acetylglucosamine catabolic process
Cellular component (GO): cytoplasm
Molecular function (GO): glucosamine-6-phosphate deaminase activity; identical protein binding
Source: RefSeq, a predicted model, not a curated record